This is a messenger RNA of Alternaria hordeiaustralica, 618 nucleotides long. RefSeq lists its product as uncharacterized. NCBI's taxonomy places the organism in Eukaryota, Fungi, Ascomycota, Dothideomycetes, Pleosporales, Pleosporaceae. Bases 1 to 618 code for a protein of 205 amino acids. The transcript has a single exon. The record is from RefSeq and is a predicted model, not a curated record.
AUGAUCAACGGGCCUUCUGAUGUCGUUGACGAAGGUACUGGUUCUGGUUGUGGUGGUCCCGAUGAUGGCAUAUCUGUGGGUGCUGGUGCUGGUGGUGUUGGCACGGCGUCGGAUGUAGAUGCCGUUGCGGAUGCGGAGACUGCUGGAGGUGGCGCGAUGGAGGAUGGAGAUGGUUGUGCUGAAGACUCUGGAGGCGGUGCCAUAGAGGGGGAAGACGGUGAUGGUUGUGCGGAGCUUGAGGGGGCGGGUGGCAUGCUUGGUGCAACAGAGGAUGACGGCGUGAGUGUAGGCGCAGGAAACUCCGAUGUCAAAGAUGAUGGUGCGGGUUCGCUGGGUGUUGGCUCUGCUACUUCAGAAGACGAGGCUGCGAGCGUAGAAGACAAGGCCACUGAGCUUGAUAUGACUGGCUCUGGUACAGCGGAAGAAACGGGUAUCUCGGGUGCUCCACUUGGCUGUGGUGUGGCUGUCGGCAUGAUUGUAGUGUACGAUGUUACAAUCACUACAGGCGGUACUUGGAGGGAUGCCGAUGGCGAGACUUCAGCAGGAGCGUUUGAAGGAGCGGGCAUAGGAGUACCAGCCACUUCUGAUGUUGAAGAAACCAGUGGAGCGGACUCUUGA